CCUUGUUCACUCGACUUUUUUGAUAGAGAUCAAACUUCACUCGACAUCACUCGACGCCAUUCGACUUGUUCAACAAGGUCUUGUCGAGUAAAAAAUCGAAUGAAAAAUCGAGUUGUUUGGCCGGGGCCUUAAAUGUUGUGGGUAAAUGAUAAAACUGGUGAUCAUGAUGAUAAUGAUUGUUAUGAUGAUGACAUUUAUGGCAGGUUUCAACCCCUUUAGUCCAAAUUAAAAUGUCAUGUUUCAAAAGCUAUCUUCGGUACAGAGUAUGAGCUUUGGUCUAUUUGGCACGAAACUAACCUCAAUCUUUAUAAGAUUCAGUAAAGUAGACAUCAUUCUGCAUUCAAAUAACGCCCCAUAAUUUAGCGCCCCUUGAAAAAAUUACCACAUCACGAUUCUACAAGUAUACAACGCUCUGGGCGCCUAUUCGCAACAUUAAAUUACUUAUAAAGUGCCUUCUUCAGUGGUUACGGCUAAUUUGUCAAGACCUUCAACGAAGUGUACAAUAAGGGGUUAAGAGACGGUUUAUGAGAUCGUUAACAGCGAUUUCCGCUUUGAAUUAACACCAAAAAUGAAGAAGAAGGAUCCUCUUGAAGAGAACAAAACUCAGUUUACCAAUUAUGGUAGAAUGUUAACUUCUAAUGCACAUGUAGCCACGUUGUACUGAGGAGCAAAGGCUCAAGAAGCACUUGGUAAUGUGAUUUUUUGAUUAUAUUGUGUUUGAUCUGCUGAUGCAAACUCUCGAGGGCUGAUUAGGUGGUCUGUUCUGUUAUAAAAUCUGUGUCUUUUGGCUUCAAUGAAGACUUUGAUAUGGUUAUAGGCGUGCACUUUUCAGCAACUGUAAAGACCGGAGCGGAUCAGUGUCAACAAUAUCCGGUAAACAGACCAUUAUACGACCGCCUGCCUAGUGAAUUUCUGCGUUUAGCUGACAAACCCAGCUGUGUGUACGAUCAAUAGAUUCCAUUAGCUUUAUUUGAGCUUGAUUUUACCACACUGACAAUAUAGUUAUCGUGGAAAGAAGCGACGGCUCAUUUAUCGUCCAGCUCUUCUACUGAGUACCUGACUUAGAAAGAGUGAUACACUUUAAGGGACGGAUCUAGCACAGGGCUACAGUCAUUCAUCAGGUCCAUCAACUUAAAAAGGUGCUCACCCAUACAUCGUCACCUGCCUUAAUCUAGGUGAUUUUCUAUGGACCAAAGAAAAAAUAGAGAAUUGAAUCUUGAACCAAUAUCAUCGUCUUUUCUUGUUGAGCACAUUUUAAGGCGGAGCGACACAAGCCCUUAUGAAAAUCAAAUGGAAAACCCUCAAGAUCACAUCAAGAGCCAAGGAGACCUUAACGUACACGCCAGCAUGGAUUAUAAUACUUUGGCAGGAACAGGCUCAAGUGAAGAGUUUAGUGGACUAAGCUGCAUGGUUGCUGAGGCGGAAAUCAAAGGUGCCAGAGAAUUUGCAAAAGUCGAAGAAACAUUUGCAAUUCAAUCAGAAGACACCAAAUAUGAUAUCAAAGAGGCCCAAAGGACCUGUACAGCAGCACCAGUUUCUGGAACAGCAACAACACAAAGCACGAGGCAAAAGAAAAAACCAAGAAUUUUGUUCUCUCAAUCACAAGUAACCGAAUUAGAGCAACGAUUUAAGCAACAAAAAUAUCUGAAUGCAAACGAGAGAGAACAACUGGCGAAUAAAUUAAAUUUAACACCAACUCAAAUCAAGAUAUGGUUUCAAAACAAACGCUACAAGUGCAAAAAGCAGAGCAUCGAAUCUAGAAAUCGAUUGGACUGGUUGAACUUCACUUCAGGGCGACAAGUGCCCGUGCCAAUAUUGAUACGAAACGGUCAACCAUCAUGCCUUUCUCGGUAUUGUAAUUCACCACCACCGUCGAUAUACCAAACGAACGGAGCUGUAGAUCAGUGCUAUGACAGCUACUCGUCCGCAAUUAACAGCAACAUAAAUUACAAUUACAAUGGCUAUAACUAUGGACACUCAGGCAUUUCUGCGCCGUACCACAAUUACAAUUCCUAUACACAUUCCCCUGGAUAUUCAGGCCACACGUCACCGUGGCAUUAUAAAUUGUAAAUACGAAAUCGUAGUUAGUUAUAUUUUGAAAUAAUGUUGUGUCAGACUGAUUAGACUAAAGGGCUAUCACUAAUGAAGUCCUUUUCAGCUACAGACAUUUAACAUUAACUAAAACUACAGGUUGCAGUAAAGGCAAACUGUUGUCCAAUCUUGCGAAGUUGGUCAGUAGAAAGAAACAUGCAGCUGACGUUAGCAAUAUUUGAAGCGCCAUUUCUUAUGGCUACAAUCGAAGCCAAAGUACAAGUUUAAUAGUUCGUUUAGUUGUGUUUAGUGAAUAAGAAAAGAUGCUCGCGGAUAAAUGCUCACCUGAAAUUAACAAGUUUUAACAAAGUCAAACGCCAACAAGGAAAGGCUCAAAAAUGGAAGCUUGUCCCACCUUAUUAUUCUUCACAUCUAUUUAAAGGACAUACCAAGUAUCGAUCAGAGUAAAAUAUUUUAUUGUGGCUCUUGCGACCGUAGACCGUAAAAUUUUGCACUUAAAAAUAUAACUUACACGAAUUUGUUUUGAAUAGGUGCAACUCAAGGCGAUUCAUUGCUGGCUCCAAAUUAACGUAUUAAAAUAUUACCGAGAAAUGUAGUUUGCCUCGGUGAGCUCCAAAUAUUUGGAAAAAUAAAUCUAUUACUAGGCCUGGCACAAAUGAGUACGAGUUCUUUUGAAUAAUAUAUUUAAAUCAAGAAUAAAUUACACUAUGUACUGCCUGGAAGGGUGUAGAUAUCUGUUUACAAGGAGACUUGUGAAGAGAAAGUGGCGAGACCAAUUAAUUAAUAAAUGUAAAUAAGAAACAGUGGAAAAAUCGAUGUAAAUUUUAUGUUAUUUGGGAUUUAGAAUUAGUGAAGAAUUGAAAGUUAUCUGAGUUAUUCGGUUUUUCAAUUUGGAUCUGUUUAGAGUGUACACUCGUUUUUUUAUAAGAAACUGGCUAUAAGAAACGAGUACUGGACAGUCAGAAAAAAAUAAGAAACUUCAGUACUCGAAGCAAACAAAUUAAGAAACUAUUAAAUCGUGAUAAAAUUGAGAACAACGAAAUUUUGUAAAAUCCAAGAACAUGAUUGCCCUGAUGGCCUAGAAAUUAAGACACAAGGGAUAAAAAUACACUUCCCACGUCUAAAUACAGCGUCAGAACGGAAGCGAAUCUCUUGACGCGAGAAAAAGGUCACGAACAUUUCAUAACAUCAUUCAUGACAUCAUAAUUAAGAAACUCUUAAGAAACAACGAGUAUUGAAAUUUCCA
This is a messenger RNA of Rhopilema esculentum, 3298 nucleotides long. RefSeq lists its product as uncharacterized. Gene Ontology annotation, biological process: regulation of transcription by RNA polymerase II; cell differentiation. Gene Ontology annotation, cellular component: nucleus. NCBI's taxonomy places the organism in Eukaryota, Metazoa, Cnidaria, Scyphozoa, Rhizostomeae, Rhizostomatidae. Gene Ontology annotation, molecular function: RNA polymerase II cis-regulatory region sequence-specific DNA binding; DNA-binding transcription factor activity, RNA polymerase II-specific. The record is from RefSeq and is a predicted model, not a curated record.